Molecule: messenger RNA, 1686 nt
Organism: Ipomoea nil (Japanese morning glory)
Lineage: Eukaryota; Viridiplantae; Streptophyta; Magnoliopsida; Solanales; Convolvulaceae
Product: zeatin O-glucosyltransferase-like
Exons: 1
Coding region: 33-1472 (479 amino acids)
Molecular function (GO): UDP-glycosyltransferase activity
Source: RefSeq, a predicted model, not a curated record
CCACAAGGAUAGUUACGUAGUAGUCGUCCUUCAUGGCAAGCACAAAGUAUGGCCUACGAGGGAGCUGCGGCGGAGGAGGAAAAGUGGUGGUUGUCAUGGUUCCUUUUCCGGCACAAGGCCAUCUCAACCAACUCCUCCAGCUAUCCCGUCUCAUUUCCUCCUACAACAUUCCCGUCCACUUCGUCGGAACCGCAACCCACAACCGUCAGGCCAGAUUACGAGUCCACGGCUGGAACCCCUUGUCCGCCGCCAACAUCCACUUUCACGAAUUUCCCACCGCUAACGCCGCCGCCGCCGUUUCUCUCCAUCCCAACCCCCCUGCCGAAUCCAGGUUCCCCGCGCACCUCCUCUCUUCCUACCAAGCCACCUCUCUCCUCCGCGACCCCGUCGGGAAGCUCCUCCGGGCGCUCGCCGCCAAUAACUCCCGAGUCGUCGUCAUCCACGACUCGCUAAUGGGGUCCGUGGUUCAAGACGCGGCGUCGAUUCCCAAUGCGGAGUCUUACAUAUUCCACAGCGUCUCCGCCUUCACUAUCUUCCUCUUCAUUUGGGAGAAGAUGGGGAAGCCCUUCGCCGUCGACGCCGACAUCCUCAGAGACCUUCCUUCCCUCGAAGGAUGUUUCAGCCCCGAGUUCGAGCGUUUCCUCAAGGCCCAAUACGAUUUCUUGAAGUUCAAUUCCGGCAGGAUUUACAACACAUGCAGAGCACUGGAAGCCCCUUUUCUUGAACUCCUUUCCAGAGAAGAAAUCAGUGGGAAGAAGAAACAGUGGGCCCUUGGACCUUUCAACCCUGUCCACGUCAGCAAUGGCGGCGCCUCCAAAACCACCCACCAACAACGCCACAAAUGUCUGGCCUGGCUAGACAACCACACAAAAAACUCUGUCAUAUUCGUUUCAUUCGGAACCACCACCUCUUUCUCCGACGAACAAAUCCGAGAAAUCGCCACCGGCUUGGAGAGGAGCGAGCAGAAGUUCGUCUGGGUUCUGAGAGACGCCGAUAAAACAGAUAUCUUCUCCAAAGAACAUCGGAAAAUAGAGCUGCCGAGAGGGUUCGAAGAGAGAGUGCGAAAGAGGGGAUUGGUGGUGAGAGACUGGGCCCCGCAGCUGGAGGUGCUGGCCCACACUUCCACCGGCGGAUUUCUGAGCCACUGCGGAUGGAACUCUUGCAUGGAGAGCAUAUCCAUGGGUGUCCCCAUGGCGGCCUGGCCAAUGCAUUCCGACCAGCCCAGGAACACGGUGCUCGUCACUAAGGUCCUCAGGAUCGGGAUCGUGGUUAAGGAUUGGGAUCGCCGGGACCAGAUUGUGACGUCAUCGGCGGUGGAACAUGCGGUCAAGCGGCUGAUGGCGACGGAGGAAGGGGAGCGGAUGAGACAGAGGGCGGCGGAUUUUGGCUGCGCUAUGAAGAAGGCGGUGGCGGACGGCGGCGUUAGCCGCAUGGAGUUGGAUGGCUUUGUUGAUCACAUAGCCCGGAGUUGAUGGGCGGCCACAUUAAAAAAAAAAUAAAAAAAAAAUCGAUUAUUCAUUUACUCUAUUAACCGAUUUUAUCGAACAAUUAUUAUUAUUACUAUUUUAAAAGAAAAACUCAAUUUGAGAAAUUUACUACUCAUAUUAUAUGUGUGGUUGUACGGGCAAGCAUGAAAAAAUAUAUUUGUACUGAAUUUUUUUUAAAAAACAAAUUGCAGCUUCCUAA